AUGCCAAUCUGCAUCGAAUGCAGGCAUCCUGUCAAGACGCUCUGGACUGCAUAUUCUGGUGCAGGGGAUAAGGCCAGCGGACACAAUAUCCGACUCACUGUGUGUCGCAACUGUGGCCGUUUCUGCGACAAGUAUGUCGAGCAUGACUUUGUUGUGCUUUUUAUCGAUUUAGUCCUGAUAAAACCUCAGGUUUAUCGACAUUUAUUAUACAAUACCUUGAUGCGAGAUGAUGAUCGCUUAGAUCCUUCCGUUGUCCGUUUAGGCACUCUCCUUCUUCUCUUUGAUGUGUACUUGACAUGGGCACGAUUGGAGAAGCAGACGGUGCCUGAUGCCAUCCCAGGAGCAAGCAACUUGGGUAAACUUUCACAACAGCCGAUUGUCUUUCAAUAUCUCUUCUUCCGUAAGAUGACUCUCAAGAUAACUCUGAUCUAUAAACUAACCCUUGCCAAAGUCAUCUUUUGCGCCCUCUCAACAGCAGCUUUCCAUGUGAGCAUACGCUUCCUCACAUCCUCCGCCUUCUCUCCCCUCAACCUUCUGGGCAUUCUUCCUCAAUACACGAGGCCCAAUUCAGUAUCUACAGCUCUCCUGGUAUCAUCGUCCACAAAACUAUUCCCCAUCCUGAUGGUGAUCUGGGAUUAUGACGUCCCCGCCUCAGCUCGGUCACUUGGCUGGGCCGUCGUGGCCAACAAUGUCGAGGCACUACGCAUUCUUCUUGAUUGCAACUAUGUCAUAGCAUGUCUACUCGCUAUCGCAGGGGCAGCUUCACGCUGGGUAGUCGGCCGCGCUGUCCUGCUCGCUGCUGGUCUUGCCGACGUUGACUCGAUAGGUGAAAGUGGCGUGGCAGCGGAUGGCAAAGCUCUAUGGGCGUUGUUGAUGUAUGCGAGGGAAUGGGCAGGUCGUCUUGCUGUCGGGUAG
This is a messenger RNA of Fusarium redolens, 915 nucleotides long. RefSeq names its product Arv1-like family-domain-containing protein. Lineage: Eukaryota; Fungi; Ascomycota; Sordariomycetes; Hypocreales; Nectriaceae. Bases 1 to 915 code for a protein of 304 amino acids. Gene Ontology annotation, cellular component: cortical endoplasmic reticulum; Golgi apparatus. The transcript is spliced from 3 exons. Gene Ontology annotation, biological process: intracellular sterol transport; sphingolipid metabolic process; regulation of plasma membrane sterol distribution. The record is from RefSeq and is a predicted model, not a curated record.